Aricia agestis (brown argus) is the source of this 606-nucleotide messenger RNA. RefSeq lists its product as uncharacterized. Bases 9 to 590 code for a protein of 193 amino acids. The record is from RefSeq and is a predicted model, not a curated record. The transcript is spliced from 2 exons. NCBI's taxonomy places the organism in Eukaryota, Metazoa, Arthropoda, Insecta, Lepidoptera, Lycaenidae.
GAGACAAAAUGGAGACUGAUGACGAGAAAUCUAAACUUGCAAAACUUUUACAAGACCUCGAAGUCCCAGAAUUGAAAUUACCAGAAAAAUGUAACGAUGUAAUUAGAUAUAUCCGUCAAAAGUUUGAAACAGAAAACGACGAGGAACCAUUCGCCAUGGAGGAAUAUGACAACCCUUAUGUUGUGGACAAAAAUCUGCUUCUAGAAAACGAAAGAAAACUAAAAGAACUAAUAGCAGAAAGCAGACGGGAGAAAAGAGAUUUAAAUAUCAGUUUGUCAGAAUCAGAUAUUAAAAGACCAUGGAGAAUAAAUUCACACAAAGAAAAACUCGCUAGAAUAGACAGCAAACUAAAAAGACAUUCAGAAAAAUCCAAAGAAGCUAUUAAUCCAGUGGAAGAGAAUCAAAUGAGAUUCUUAAUUCAGGAAUGUGAAAAGGAAGGUCAGGUUUCAUGUCCAGUGUCGGCAAACCGCUUACAGGAAAUUGUUUUAGAAGCAAAGAAAGAUCUUCCCAAUUUUCAAUAUCAAGUUCAAAAUACUACAGCUACUAAUAUACUGCCAGAAGCUCAUACCGUUGUUAAUAAAAAAAAUUAAAAAAGUUUAGCGUCGU